CAUUCCUUCUCCAUCACUAAAUUGCCCUCUUCUCUUUUCUUUAUUUAUAACUUUUGCUACUACUACUAGAUUUGCAGGGGACAACCUAAAGUUCUCUCUUCUCCAAUUAGGGUUUUUCCCCUUAGAGGGCUUCACCAGUAAGUAGUAUAUUGAACUUGUGAAGCUCACUUUUUUUUCCCUUUCAAUCUGCUCUACUGUUUUUGUACUUUCUUAUUGUAACUUUGAAGAAACACAGCCAAGUUUUCUGAUCAAGGAGCUCCUGAAAGAGAAAAAAAGCUACUUAGAGAUCAAGAAUGGCUUCAUCCAGCAGCUCAUACAACUCCCCUUGUGCAGCCUGCAAAUUCCUAAGGAGAAAAUGUCUACCUGGCUGUAUUUUUGCACCUUACUUCCCACCCGAGGAGCCUCAAAAAUUCAUUAACGUUCACAAAAUCUUCGGUGCAAGCAAUGUCACUAAGCUUCUCAAUGAGCUUUUACCUCACCAAAGAGAAGACGCCGUCAACUCUUUAGCCUACGAAGCCGAAGCAAGAGUAAGGGAUCCCGUUUAUGGCUGCGUUGGUGCCAUAUCUUUCCUUCAACGCCAAGUUGAACGCCUGCAAAAGGAGCUCGACGCUGCUAACGCCGACUUGAUUCGCUAUGCUUGCAAUGAGUACACACCCCCGCUGCCUUUACCUGGAACACAAGCAAUUAACAUGGCUGCUUUUCGCCAAAGGCCGGUUGAGUUUAGUAGAGGUUUUCAUCAAACACCUAGUUUUCCUAUCCCAUAUUCUAUCCCUAAUAAUUGGAAUGAUCAAAACUCUUCUGCUGGAAAUAUCCAUGGAGGAGGAGGAGGAGCAAGUAUUUGAUCGGUCAAGCAAAAUUUAUAGAGGGUUUUCUUACUAGGGUUUGUGACCCUCUUAAGAGAAUGGUGUGCUACUUAAGUUUUAACUACUUUCGCUAUGGUUUCCCUAUAGCUACUAGCCCUUUUUCACAUUCACCGUCCUAGCUAGAGCAUUGAGUCCUAUUUUCUCUUGAAACUAUAGUAUUAUUCUACUCUUACUGCUGAACUUGAAAACAUUUCCAAGCAUUUUAUAUUUUGGCUAGAUGUUCUGUCAUAUUUAGAGACCAUCUAAUAAGAUGUGGCAUGGAAAGUCUAUGGCUGCUACAUUGAGAGUCUAGAAAAAAAGGGUCAUGUCUAUUUAAGGUGUAGUAAUUUUAUGGGAUUUGUUUAUGGUCAAUAAACAAUAAAUAAACUAUUUUCAUGUUAUU
Messenger RNA from Nicotiana attenuata, 1245 nucleotides. RefSeq names its product protein LATERAL ORGAN BOUNDARIES-like. The record is from RefSeq and is a predicted model, not a curated record. The transcript is spliced from 2 exons. Lineage: Eukaryota; Viridiplantae; Streptophyta; Magnoliopsida; Solanales; Solanaceae. Bases 294 to 842 code for a protein of 182 amino acids.